AUCAUCGAUCAGGAGGAGCGUGAUAAUGUGAGGUGCCUGCAUUUUCGGCAACCAUAAAGUCCUUGGCAUGGUAGGCCCCGGAGAUCAGGUUCUUCAAGUAACGUUAGUUCAAUCGAGUUUCGGAGACAGAAUACUGAGUUCUGCGGGCUCUGCCACCUCGUGCCAGUGCACCGGUAACACUAACAGCUUUGCCACCAGCACCGUGGACAGCGCUAGGGGUCACUGACUGCGGGUGCAGGAGCACUGUGCAACCUUGCUGAUCUUACUACACAGUACACUGGCAACGAACUGCGUGCGUAUGCUCUGCUCGAUGCUCUGCGCUCGCAGCUACACACCACUGGCAACGCUUCCUCCGGUGUUUCCUCGUCCCAAGCCACUGCUCCAGCAAGUGCAGCGGCCUGAGUGUCCACCACGACUCUAGCAUGCAAGCUGCCUCAGCCGGAGAAAUCUGUUAGUGGCGCGUGGGCAUACUAAUACUGCAUCCAUCGAAAGCCCUUCAUCAUCAGCUGUUUGAUUUCGCUUUGUGGCGAAGUGCUCGGCUCAGCCCGGACUCGGCGAGCUAUUUUACUCGGACGCAGAACUCGAGUACGGUAACUAAUUAUUUGCGUUCACACCAUCUCGUGAACUGAAGCUGCAAGCGUCACCGCGUCCCGGCCGCACCCAGACUGAGACACACGAGAAGAAGAAAUCGACAGAGUUGCGUGGCUUGAGUGACUUCGGUGAAACUCUGAUUGCUGUUUGGAUCACUGUGAGUAAACGCUUUCUCGACGCUGCUCAGUGUGCCUGCGCUACAAAAAAAGGCCGCAGUGUGAGCAUCGUGACCAACUGGUCAAGCACCAGCAACGGCAGCUCAAGGCACAACACGCGUGGACUGAUACUGUCCGCUACAGCUGCGCCCUUACGCACUCCGCUGGAACCGUCCGGUGCGUGUUGUUUGCUGUUGCGUGACGAACUGUCUUGUGCCGAAUAUCAGUAGCAGUACUUCGUGCUAAAUUCCCCAUCGUCAACGAUAACUGCUUUCCAGUAAAAUGGCUAAAAGCUAUACCGGUGUUCUGAAGAUAUCAGCGCUCGAGGCUAGCGACUUGCCUGAGAAAAUCCCAUUGCCCGGAGGCAUUGUACUCACCACUAUCGAUCCCUUCUUGGUGGUAGCCGUGGACGAGAAUCCGUUCGGCGAGACCAAGGCCAGGACGAGAACGUUCGCACCGCUAUGGCGCGAAGACAUGGAGUCUUUCGUGCAGGACGCCACCAAAGUGGAGUUCACUGUGUUCCAUAAGAAAACUGUACCCCCGGACGCUUUCGUAGCCAACACAGUGGUCGACUUGGAGGAGCUGCUGGCAGCACCGACUGAUGAUGUUUGGGUCACCCUUGAACCUGGCGGGAAAGCACACGUAUUGGUCAAGUUCCAGGAACAAAAACCCAUGGCUAAGUUCAAGGAGCGGGAGCGAAAUUACCAACGCCGUGGUGCAUUGAGACGAAAGAUUCACCAGAUCAAUGGCCACAAGUUCAUGGCACGAUUCUUCCGCCAGCCAACAUUCUGCUCCCACUGCAAAGAAUUCAUCUGGGGCCUGGGUAAACAAGGUUACCAAUGCCAAGUGUGCACCGUAGUUGUCCACAAGAAGUGCCAUCAGUUUAUCAUUGAGAACUGCAAAGACCCCGCUGGUGCCGAAGACGAUGACAAUGUAUCUAUUGCCAGUGUUACCAGCGCUAGUGGGUUCAGCAUCAAUAUGCCACAUCGCUUCGAGGUAAACAACUACCUAAAACCGACGUUCUGCGAUCAUUGUGGCUCUCUGCUGUAUGGCGUCAUGCGACAGGGCUUGAAGUGUAAAGCAUGCAAAAUGAAUGUUCACAAGCGAUGCAAGGGCCACGUGGCAAACACAUGCGGCAUUGACAAGAAGCAGAUGGGUGAGCUUCUAGCAGAAAUGGGACAGUCGGCCGACAAGCUAUCAGUCCGACGCCUGUCGUCCAGAUCGGGCCAUUCUCUUUCCCCCGGAGCAUCAACGAAGAGCAAAACAUCCGGUCGGGUCUCACCGGGUCCCACGCCUAAGUCACCGCCAACAUCGCCAACGAGUACGCAGUCGCCGGGGGCUGCUGCCUCUGCCAGUGCCAGGACAUCGCUCUCUGUGCCAAGCGGCAGCAGUGAUCAGCAACGACGCUCGCUGAUUAGCACUGGUGCUAGCAGUCUGGAUGACUUCCUUCUGCUCAAGGUUCUUGGAAAAGGCAGUUUUGGAAAGGUCAUGCUGGUUGAACACAAGGAGACGCAAGAGGUCUUUGCCAUCAAGGUAUUGAAGAAAGAUGUCAUUCUGCAGGAGGAUGACGUCGAGUGCACAAUGAUAGAGAAGCGAGUGCUAGUCAUGGCUACCCACCACCCAUUCCUGACAUCGUUGCACUCGUGUUUCCAAAGCAGGGAUCGGUUGUUCUUUGUCAUGGAGUAUGUCACUGGCGGUGAUCUGAUGUUCCAGAUCCAGCGUUCACGCAAGUUUGACGAGUCAAGGACCAGAUUCUAUGCAGCAGAGAUAGUAUCAGCACUGCGCUACCUGCACAAGAAGGGUGUUGUAUAUCGUGACCUGAAACUGGAUAACGUUCUUCUGGAUCAUGAAGGUCAUGUAAAGAUUGCAGAUUUUGGAAUGUGCAAAGAGAACAUCUCCGGCUCUAGCCUGACGAACACGUUCUGCGGCACACCUGAUUACAUAGCACCGGAGAUCCUGGAAGAGAAGGACUACGGCUUCUCUGUAGACUGGUGGGCCCUGGGCGUACUGAUGUACGAGAUGAUGGCUGGACAGCCACCGUUUGAAGCUGACACAGAAGACGAAUUGUUUGAUGCGAUUCUACAUGAUGAUGUGCUCUACCCGGUGUGGCUCAGUAGAGAAGCAUCAUCAGUCCUCAGAGGAUUCCUUACAAAGCGGUCGGAGAAGCGUCUUGGCUGCACGCAUCAAGGAGAAGACGCGAUUGCAUCGCAUCCGUUCUUCAAGAUAAUCGACUGGCAUGCACUGGAUCAGCGUCAGAUACGGCCUCCUUUCGUGCCCAAGAGUAAAACCAAAAAGGACACGUCAAAUUUCGACUCCGAGUUCACCUCUGAAAGGCCACAGAUUACGCCGACUGACAGGCAGACCUUGGAGGGCAUCACUCAAGAGGAGUUUCUAGGUUUCUCGUUCGUCAAUGAUGCCUUUGAUGCCAUAUGUUGAGCAGCUAACAUCGCCUCUAGACACAGCUGAUGCGUAUGUGUGUGUGUUGUUGUAAAUUUCCUUCAAAUCUAGCACUUCUGAUGGACAUAAUAUACAAUUCUACUAGGGCUUCUGUGAACAUAGUCAUAUUUGGAUUGUUUUCAGUGUACCAAUGUGUAGUCUCUCUGCUUGACUGUUGACGAAAGAUUAUUUUAUUUUUAAAUCAUUGCCAGUGAUGGACAGUGCCGAUGGUGUAAUUAGACGUUGCUGACUAGUACGACUAGAGUGAAAUCCCAUUCAUCGUCAGAAAGCUUUUGUACAUAACUUCGGUGACACGAUGUAUUUGAACUGGCGUCAUGACGAUCCUGGACAGCAGUGCACUGCUGAAUGACCCAGGAAGGGAUGCAGAGCAGCCUUGGUCACCUGACUGUGGGCCCAUCACUGCUGGAGUUAUUAUGGCAAAGACACUGUGAGGAGUCGACUGUGUUGGUGUCUUGCCCAAGCCCAGAACCAAGUGCUGCCAUGCUAAGCAUCAUGUCUCGUAUUGCUGUACAAUUUCUAUUACUCAGCACCACACCUAUGACAUGUAUAGAGCAAACUGAUUAUGUUUCAAAUUCUUUAGUACGAUAUUAUUUUUUUGAAUUGUCAGUGAACUCCACAAUAUUAUUACAUUCAAUACCUUACCUCCUAGAUGUUCCCAACCCAAGCCACCUGUCUCCCCACACUCUGAAAGAGAAGAGCACUUCCACUGGUAUCUUUACAACAGCAGAAUUGUUACAUUUCACUACAACUACUAAUAUUAUUAUUUCUAUCUAGCAACUGAAAGCAAAAACCGGUCUUUACACAGCCAGUCAAUGUCA
Messenger RNA from Sycon ciliatum, 4021 nucleotides. Its product is annotated as protein kinase C-like. NCBI's taxonomy places the organism in Eukaryota, Metazoa, Porifera, Calcarea, Leucosolenida, Sycettidae. Gene Ontology annotation, biological process: protein phosphorylation. Gene Ontology annotation, cellular component: nucleus; cytoplasm. Gene Ontology annotation, molecular function: ATP binding; diacylglycerol-dependent serine/threonine kinase activity. The record is from RefSeq and is a predicted model, not a curated record. The transcript has 16 exons. The coding region runs from base 1029 to 3182 and encodes 717 amino acids.